GCAGCGUACUUCCGGUGGUGUGAUCAACUAUGGCGACUGGGAUCAAAUUGGACGAAGGAAUGAACAAUAUUUCUCUCAUUUUACGGCGACUAUCUUGAUGUAGAUGGCUGCCAUGGGUAAGAAAAGAAAGAAGCUACUUCACUCGGCGCUAUGGGCCAAGAAGAACACCAUGAACAAAGAUGGCAGCACGACCCAGGGUAUCGGACAGCCCAGCAUCGUGCACGCUCUCAUCAUCAUCUUCCUGGAGUUCUUCGCCUGGGGACUUCUCACCAGUCCUGUCUUAAAUAUAUUACAUGAGACAUUUGGAGACCAUACAUUUUUAAUGAAUGGGUUGAUACAAGGUGUAAAGGGUCUGUUAUCAUUCCUGAGUGCACCUCUGAUCGGGGCUCUGUCAGACGUGUGGGGGAGGAAGUCCUUCCUGCUGCUGUCUGUGUUCUUCACCUGUGCACCCAUCCCGCUCAUGAGAAUAUCACCAUGGUGGUACUUUGCCAUGCUGUCCAUGUCGGGAGUGUUUGCUGUCACCUUCAGCAUCAUUUUUGCCUACGUGGCUGAUAUCACAGAGGAGCAGGACCGAAGUGCUGCAUACGGACUGGUGUCUGCCACCUUUGCAGCCAGUCUGGUGAUCAGCCCGGCGGUCGGUGCUUACGUGGGGAAGACGUACGGAGAUAACCUGGUGAUCGCCCUGUCCUCGGCCAUCGCCCUGCUGGACGUGCUAUUUAUACUGGUCGCCGUGCCCGAGUCCUUGCCAGAGAAGGUCCGACCGGCCUCCUGGGGGGCCUCCAUAUCCUGGGAGCAGGCCGAUCCGUUUGCUUCGUUGCGGAAGGUUGGACAGGACCAAGUCGUGCUGCUCAUCUGUAUCACAGUGUUCCUGUCAUAUCUACCAGAGGCAGGGCAGUACACAUGCAUCUUCCUGUAUCUCAAGGAGGUUAUGGGUUUUAAUGAGGAAGGAGUUGCCAAGUACAUAGCUCUUGUAGGGGUGCUGUCUGUCUUCGCACAGACCCAGUUACUGUCAGGUCUGAUGAGGAUGCUGGGUAAUAAGAACACCAUCAUGGUAGGGCUGGGCUUCCAGAUCUUCCAGCUGGCCUGGUACGGGUUUGGGACACAGACAUGGAUGAUGUGGGUGGCCGGAGUCAUGGCUGCACUCUCCAGUAUCAACUACCCCUGCAUGAGCUCCAUAGUGUCCAACAAUGCAGAUGCAGAUCAACAAGGUGUGGUACAGGGGAUUAUUACAGGUAUCCGGGGACUGUGCAAUGGGCUGGGACCGGCUCUCUUCGGCUUUAUCUUCUUCGUGUUUGACGUCGACCUGAACAAGUUGGACAGUCCCACAGCAGCGGCCAAUAAGACGUUAGCAGACCCUACAGCACAGAGUAUAAUACAGGGCCCACCAUUCGUGUUCGGUGCCAUCCUGGUUAUUCUAGCGCUGCUUGUUGCAUUCUUUAUUCCCGAACAUUCCUCGAAAUACGACCACUCCUCAAGGUCGUCUGCCAAACGGACAUUAAUGGUGAUGGAGGGAGGGGAGGAGCCGUUGUUACAAGUGGACUCUGACAACCCGUGAUGCUGUAGUGUAGUCACUUACCCAUGAUCUGGCCAUCCACAUGUGCAAAUACUGCAACUGACUUUGGAUCAACUGUAGCCUAUGGAAAAACUAACCUUUCGGAAGGACGACAGAUGCUAUGAACAGUACAUACAUGUUCUCCAUGUUGAAGUCACUUGAAUGAGAAUGAAUGAGACAAGCCAUGAUCUGACCAUCCACAUGUGCAGAUACUGCAACUGAAUUUCGAUUGACCAUAGCUUAUGGAAAAGUAACCUCUCACAAGGACAACAGAUGCUAUGAACAGUACAUUCAUACAUGUACAUGUUCUCCAUGCACAAAAUGUACAAGAAGGUCCCAGGAACCACUUUUAAAACUUGUAACAUGUAUGAAGAGGAAUAGUCAUAAUCCUUUAUCAGACAACCCAUAUUGAAAAUAAGUGUUACACAAAAAUGACAGUUUCCCCAAGUUUUCCCACUGGAUUGUGAUUUCAGACAUGGAUAGCCUUUUGCAAAAUGGCAAAAGAAAUGGGUGUCAGUAUCACAGUUCUGUAUAUACAAGUUUGAUGUACCAGUGAAAUUCUCCUAGCUCUCUGGGGCAAGUACAGUGAACUGUGGACCUUGACUAAGACCUUGUGUUUAGGGCUGAAACCCUUUCUGACAGCAAGUAUGUCAUGUGAGGGGCAGCACCUGGGAUUCAAACCCACAACCUUUAGAUCCAGAAACAAAAUCACCAUGCAUUGCAAAUGGCCAGUAACUCAGGAGAGGUAUUCUGUUGAUUGACUUCAGUUGGAGGUUUGACUGUCUACAGUAGAAUGUGCAUGUGGGAUCUCAUGUAAAUGAUACACAUUGUAGUAACCCAUACCUAUAGUGUCUGUGGGAUCCAUGUACAUACCAGAACACCCACAAGGGUUGAUCAUACACCCUGGAAAGUUGCAAGAAAGAUCAAACACAAGUCAUUUUAAAUUUGGGAAAGACACUGAAAAUUGGAAAGACGUGAUACUUCAACUUGGUGCUGAAUUUAAAGCCACUGCAGUUUCUCAUGUCAUGAAAAAAGCAUACUAGCAGUAUAUUUAUUUACACUUUCAAUAGUGAUUCCUGUGGAAAUCUUAACUUCUCCUUUCUGCUAAUAGAUAGUUUUGCCAUUAUGGUUAUAUGGAAGUUUCCAAACUCCCAGUGUCUUUCCUGAUCUAAAUUGACUACAUUAAGAUGUAAUGAUUUUUUAAUGUUUUGAAGACAAGACAAAAGAUGGUAACGUUAGGAACAAAUUCUAUAAGUCUGCAACUCGGAAAGUCGAUAAAGCCUUUGAUUGCUUUAUUAUAGCAUUGCGGGUAUUGUUUGAGAAAUGGAGGAAAAUUCAAAAUAUGUUUGUCACCUACAUAAUGUAUCAGAAAGAGAAUAAGAAAUCUAGCUGCUACACCUUGCAUAGAAUAGAAAGCCACAACAAGAACUGUCUGGUUUGACUUGUAAGGGACCAAAUGUUUGGGUCAUGUGUUAGAAUCUGUGUAGCCUGCUGGUAUCAUUCAUUCAAGCCCUAGUUCUCUCCUAUGACCUAGCACGUCGGCAUAACUCACUGCACCUGCGCAAAACCCAUAGUGUAUUGUUUAGAAUGUCUCAUGUAAGGUCAUAUUCGUGCACAUAAGGUUAACACUCGUUUGUAGUUUCCAAAUGUUAUGUCGGAAAAAAUAUCGUUGGCAACAGGCAAAAUUGUGAUGCAAUGUUGACCAAAAAUCCAACGAAAACCAUGAAAAAUGGUGGUUUUUGCGCAGGCGCAGUAUGUUCUGCAGACACGUUCUAUGACCUUAUCUACAGGAAGGCUAUCAGAGGAGCAACCUGGAUAUAGAGUAGGAAGGGUACGAAGCUAAAAUCUGUGCUGUAUUGUUCUACAUGUUUGUCUUGUUUUGUCUCAUUCGUUCAGUGUUCAAUCUAAUCAAUUCUUCUUGGAAAUCUCCUUGUGUUCGUGUGUAGGGGAGGGCCAUAAUUUUAACUCACAACUUGUGGACGGAAAGAAAGAACUACAGAAAGUAAAUAUAGAUGUAUUGGUUUAGAAGAAUAUUUGGGUCCUUACUACCCCCUAAAAUAUGACCAUGGAACAGCCAUCCACCAGCAACCCUAUCUCAGGAGAAAUAUUUCUUUUGUAUUUAAUACCUUUGUGUGCUGUUGGGGCUUUAUGUGAUUGUUACAGUGUAGCCACAUGACUCAAGCCGAAUACUUACAGAAUGUAACUUGUAAUCCUAUGUAUGUGUUAACUGUUAAUAAUAUGAUGCUCAGUGUUUUUAUUGUCAUGUACCAAGAACAUAACCUUGUUGCUUCAAAAUAACAUAUUAUGAUAUUGAUAUUCUCAUGUUUUCCAAAUAAAAACAAGAAAUUAGA
Molecule: messenger RNA, 3903 nt
Organism: Branchiostoma belcheri (Belcher's lancelet)
Lineage: Eukaryota; Metazoa; Chordata; Leptocardii; Amphioxiformes; Branchiostomatidae
Product: hippocampus abundant transcript 1 protein-like
Exons: 11
Coding region: 104-1555 (483 amino acids)
Biological process (GO): transmembrane transport
Cellular component (GO): membrane
Molecular function (GO): transmembrane transporter activity
Source: RefSeq, a predicted model, not a curated record